Molecule: messenger RNA, 2553 nt
Organism: Amaranthus tricolor (Joseph's coat)
Lineage: Eukaryota; Viridiplantae; Streptophyta; Magnoliopsida; Caryophyllales; Amaranthaceae
Exons: 6
Coding region: 241-2181 (646 amino acids)
Biological process (GO): protein transport
Source: RefSeq, a predicted model, not a curated record
GAUAAACAUUAGCAUGUAAAGGCUAGUGGAGGAAGGAGAGUGGGUCGCACUCAUGGUCCCAUGAACGUUAUUCCAUAUUCCAACUGCAUUUCUAGCUUCUGGAAAAUCGAACGUUACUCUCCUUUCUCUCUCUAACACUCCAUCCUAAGCCCUUUCUUUCUCUUACACUCCAUCCUAAGCCCUUUCUCUCUCCUCUCAUCUCUUCCUCUCUACUUCCGGCUAUUGAUCGAAAACGCGAAGAUGUUAGACGGAUUGCUUGGAAGAAGUGGAUUCUACACUAAAUGUAAAUCUUUGAUUAAGCAGACACGAACGCGAAUCGAGGUUGUUCGACGAAAGAGAAGUGCGACACAAAAGUUUCUUAGGAAGGACAUUGCUGAUCUGCUUGCUAAUGGCUUAGAGAAGAAUGCUUAUGGGAGAGCAGAUGGGUUGGUUUCGGAAAUGAUUCUUGCUUCGUGCUAUGAUUUUAUUGAUCACGUUUGUGAAAUUAUAUUGAAGCACCUUCCAGUUUUGCAAAAACUCAGGGAUUGCCCUGAGGACUGUAGGGAGGCUGUAGCAUCCUUAAUGUUUGCUGCAGCCAGGUUCUCAGAUCUACCUGAGCUGCGUGAACUCAGAGACUUGUUCCAGGGAAGAUAUGGAAGUUCUGUGGAGUAUUACGUAAAUCAAAAGCUUGUCGAAAAUUUGUCCUCACAACCCCCUUCAAUGGAGAAAAAUGUUCAACUGCUGCAAGAAAUUGCAUCUGAGUUUUCACUAAGAUGGGACAUAAGGGGGUUCGAAGAGAGGAUGGCUAAUGCUGAGCAGAAACACCAGAAAACACCUGAGACUCAUGCUGUUCAGAGUAGAAGCUCGACACCUGUCGCUGAAGAAACUGUCAGGGCGACUGUCAAAAACGAUGUUUUGCUGAAGAAAAGGAGUGAAGCCUCUUAUCAAGGUGGAGAAAGACAAGUUGAUGACAGACAGCAGACAGUAACCAGGAGGGAUGUUCUUGAGCAAAAGGAUGAAGUGAAGUAUGAUGUUUCUAUAGCACCAGAACUCUCUCACAACAGGUACAAGCCAUUGUCGUAUAGAGAAGAGACUCUCCAGAAGAGAGAGGACCGUGACAAUAAUUUUCAUAGGAGAGAGAAAAAAUUUGAUAGAUCUAUUUCCAAGGAUAAUGGUGCUAAAGAAACCUUUCAUGCUGGUAAUUUAUCUCAUGGGAAAAGAUUUGAACCUACUGAUGGCCGACAUGAACUGGGUAGACACAGGCAAAUGAACACAGCAGAAAGAGAUGUUUUCAAAACCUUGUCAUCGGUAACACCUGAUAAACAACAUCUAGUCAGUAAUAUUUCCCCCACAUCUGUCAAGAAUGAACCUGCUGAAAACAUCCAUGUCAAAAUUAUGAGAAAGGUGCAAGAAGAUAUAACAGAUGGAUCUAAGUCCAAAUUCAGAGGUGGUAUUCCUCCUCCAUAUGUGAAACCACAAAAGAGUAAGCAUAGAGUUGAUGCAGAAGAGAACGACACUUUAACCUUCCAUCCAAAGGGCAACAGUAAUGGGUCAGGAAAACCCCCAACUAAACCCGAUUUCCCAGAUGCCCAUGAAAAUAUGAAUGGUAACGAACGUUUCACGGAAAUUUACUAUAAAGAUGAAGGUGGCAUUGAAUCCACUCCUAGACGAAGAUCCCAUCGGAGGAGACACUCACGAUCUGCGUCCACUCAAGAUGCUAAAGUAAAUGGUGAGGUGGGAAAGGAAGAAAGGGUUGUCAGACGAGUUUCUACUAGUAGAAGAAGAAAUGAAUCAAAAAAAGGCCUCCAGGUAGUGAUUGAUGAUGACCAUUACGACAAGGUUGACGAGGAGAUGAUGAUUGACAAGCUAUUACUUCACUACUGCAAGAAACCCUCAUCUCGUGAUUUAGAAAAGCCAAGGAGACAUACCAAGAGCAGAACGAAAGAUGCAUUGAAGUCUCCCAUUCAUGAAGCUUCAGCAGCCAACAGUAUCUUAGAUGAGGAGAAUUCAACCCCAAGGAAGGAGACUUCUAGAUCGAUGUCAUUUCCUCCUCGUCAAGUGCCCCAACCCGAGCAACAGAAGGUGUUUGUUCGUGCUGCUUCCUUCCAGCCAGACAGUCCUGCAAAGCAUGUGCACCCCAAGCUUCCCAACUAUGAUGAUUUAGCUGCACGCUUUGCUGCCCUAAGAGCAAACAAAGACUGAAAUCUCCAAUGGUAAUCGUCUCAAACUUUCUUUUUAAAUCAGACGAAGAAAAUCAACCCAACAGAGUACAUUUACUCUCUUGGUGAUUGCGGUAUGUGUACGAUAUUCAUUAGCUCCACACAUUGUCUUGCUCACACGAGUCUAUUAUAUUGAACAUUUUUCUUAUAAAUUUGAUGUUUACCAUUUGCAUAUUGACAUGCGGUAAGAGAAAAUCUAACAUGAUCAAAGAAUUAUGAUACAUCUACUUUAGGAGUAGUUGUAGAAUUGGCAUAUUAAUUUUUUAUAAAUUUUUUCCUAAUGAUUUAGAGUGUACAUCAAUUCUGUAUUGGAUUUACAAUAAUUUUAUCAUCUAUUAACACUAAACGCAUUGUU